GUCCGAAGGCUGCGGCUUCCAAGGUGGAAGCUGGAUCCGGCUGCCAGGAAGCGGCCAGCGCACGAGUGGCGCGAGGCUUGGCUUCCACGUGCGAGCCUGCUCCGCCACUCCGCCCUCUCCGAUCGCCGAACCUGGGGACUCCCUCUCCAGGGACGAUACCUGCGCCCUGCCCUGGCACUAGCUGUAGCCAGGACGUCCACGCGCGGCCGCCUGCCUCUGGAUCUCGCUCCAGCACACGCUGCCCGACGUGCAGCAGUGCAGAGCGCUGCGCACCCAUGGAGAGUCUGGGCCGUUCGUGCCUAUGGCUGCGGCAGGAGCUGUCGUCUCCGCGCCCACAGCUUCUACUGCUGGACUGCCGCAGCCGGGAGCUGUACGAGUCAGCGCGCAUCUGCGGGGCGCUGAGCGUGGCCUUGCCUGCCCUGAUGCUGCGCCGCCUGCGGAGAGGGAGUCUGUCGGUACGCUCGCUCUUGCCUGGGCCACCGCUGCAGCCUCCGCCACCCGCCCCUGUGCUCCUGUACGACCAGGAUAGCGGCCGAUCCCCGCGUGGAGAGGCAGAGGAAGAGGCAGAGGAAGAGGCAGAGGCCGAAGCCCCAGAGUGGGAAGCUGACUCGGUGAUGGGCAUUCUGCUCCAGAAGCUGCGGGAAGAAGGCUACCUGUCCUACUACCUACAGGGUGGUUUCAGCAAAUUCCAGGCCGAGUGUCCUCACCUUUGUGAAACCAGCUUCAGUGGUUGUGCUGGAUCAAGCCUGGCCUCAAUGCCUAGCCCAGUGCCUGUGGUGGGGCUAGGUGGCCUGUGCUUGAGCUCUGAUAUCUCUGAUGCGGAGUCUGAGGCUGACCGGGAGUCCAUUAGCUGUGGCCUAGAUUCGGAGAGUACCACGUCCCCUCCAGUUGGGCUGCUACCACCCUUCCCGGUCCAGAUCCUGCCCAAUCUCUACCUAGGCAGUGCCCGAGAUUCAGCCAACUUGGAGAGCUUGGCCAAGCUUGGCAUCCGCUAUAUUCUCAAUGUCACCCCCAAUCUACCUAACCUCUUUGAAAAGAAUGGUGACUUCCACUACAAGCAGAUCCCCAUCUCUGACCACUGGAGCCAGAAUCUGUCCCAGUUCUUUCCAGAGGCCAUUGCAUUCAUUGAUGAGGCCUUGUCCCAGAACUGCGGGGUGCUCGUUCACUGCCUGGCAGGGGUCAGCCGCUCUGUCACCGUCACUGUGGCCUACCUCAUGCAGAAGCUCCACCUCUCACUCAAUGAUGCCUACGACUUGGUCAAGCGGAAGAAGUCUAACAUCUCACCCAACUUCAACUUCAUGGGGCAGCUGCUAGACUUUGAGCGAAGCCUGCGCCGGGAGGAGAGGCGCUCUGGGGGGCAGGGCAGUGGGGGACCAGAGUCCACUGUCUCAGACCCACCUUCUUUCUUUACUACCCCUACCAGCGAUGGGGUCUUUGAGUUGGACCCCACAUAAAGCCGUGUGGGGUUGCCGGGCUGGUCCCUACCUAUGACCCAUGUAUUAGCAGGGAUGGGAUGCAGCCAUAAUCGGGGAGGGGGAAGGGGAGGGGGAGGGGGAGCUCAAUACCUCAAGCGGGGGGUGGCGGAGCAAGGCAGGAACACAGCAGAGCCCUGCCCUACCCCGAUUCUAUUACAUGUGCCUAUGGGUGGGUCCGUGGAUACGGGCCUGACCCACACUGCUUUAGGGCAGGACCAUGCUCCAGAACCUGCCUCUUCUGCGACUGUUACUUUAUUCUUUCGGAGUGGGAGUGGGGCUUCUUAUCCAAGAGAUCAUUCCAGUCUGCUGCCUGGGCUCCGCCCCUUCUCAAUGUUGCCUCUUCAGGAAGAUUGUAUCACACUUUGCCACAGGGACGUGCUCUUAGUUCUUUUCCAGCCCCCAAAUGGCCGCCUGUGGGAAAAGGCCUCCCAGCAGUCACUGGUGUAGGCUCCUUCCUGCCUCUCUGGCUAGGGCUUAGACCUCUUGGGGCUCUGGGGUGUGGACCCAGAGACGCAAUGGCUGCUCUCAGCAUCCACAGGGGCAGUCUCUUUGGGUGGCUUUUUGCUGGGCAGUGUCACAUGGGAGGGCAUGGGCCUGGGAGCCAAUCAGCGGGAUCCCAGCCACACAUCUGGUGCCCUGACUGUUUCUUUCCUCCUCCCCCAGAUGUCUUGACAGGAUCACUGAGACUCUUUGUGACUGAGGGUGGUCAGACUGCCACCGGAGGAGAUGGGGGUCUCAGAGUGAGAGCUGAGGGGGGAGGGAGAGAAGGAUGAAGGCCUCAAUUUUGCUGCUGUGUGUCUCACACAGCCGGUUUUGGUUUGGGGGGCAGGGAAGGGGCCAAGCUGCAGACACACACAUGGUCAUUCAUCGCAGUCCACGCCCCUUUGUAAACAGUGUGUAUGUAUGUGUGUGUGUCUGUUCACACAUGCACACUAGCCUACUCACACAUUCAGCCUGGGGCUAGCAGUACCUGUGGCAGCGGAACCAUCUUGUCUUUGAAUCUGGAGAGGCUUGUGCUUAUUUGUUUUUGUAAUCCACAUCAUCAUCGCUUUCUUUAAUUGUUCCUCCUCAAUAAACAGUUUAUUUAAGAAACUGAA
Phodopus roborovskii (desert hamster) is the source of this 2572-nucleotide messenger RNA. It is a transcript of the gene Dusp9, whose product is annotated as dual specificity phosphatase 9. Gene Ontology annotation, cellular component: cytoplasm; cytosol. The coding region runs from base 276 to 1454 and encodes 392 amino acids. Gene Ontology annotation, molecular function: protein tyrosine/threonine phosphatase activity; MAP kinase tyrosine/serine/threonine phosphatase activity. The transcript is spliced from 4 exons. Gene Ontology annotation, biological process: negative regulation of MAPK cascade; protein dephosphorylation. Lineage: Eukaryota; Metazoa; Chordata; Mammalia; Rodentia; Cricetidae. The record is from RefSeq and is a predicted model, not a curated record.